CGCCGCUGAACGAGGCCCUCGACCCGGGAGUUUGACCGAAGCGACACCGGGACAGGAGGACCAUGGGUGCCGGUUCGAGCAUCGAGGCAGAGCGGGAGCCGCUGCUCGGUCCCUCCGGCGCGGAGGCGAGAGUACAGCCGGUGAACAGCGGCAGGGUGUACGGGAGAAGAUGGCUGGUUCUGAGCCUGUUCUCUCUGCUGGGGCUCCUGCAGGGCAUGGUGUGGAACUUCUGGGGACCCAUCCAGAACUCGGCCGCGCACGCUUUCGGCUUCACCAAGUCCGACAUCGCGGUGCUGGUGCUGUGGGGCCCGGCGGGCUUCGUCCCCUGGCUGCUGUUCAUGUGGUUGAUGGACAAACGAGGUUUGCGGGCAUCCCUCCUCCUCUCUGCAUUCCUCAUGCUGAUAGGAGCAGCUCUGCGGAGCAUCCCACUAACAGAUCUGCUUCUCAGACGAUGGUUAAUACAUGGAGGUCAGCUUCUGAACGGUUUAGCUGGCCCGACCAUAAUGAGCGCUGGCCCCUACCUCUCAACAACGUGGUUUGCUCCCGACCAGAGAGCCACCGCAACGGCUGUGGCGACGCUCUUCUCCUACCUUGGAAGCGCUGUGGCAUUUGUAAUUGGACCUCUUGUUGUGCCGUCGCCCAAUGACACCCAGAAAGCCCCCAUGAUGGUAGCGGCAGUUUCCGACAGCUACAUCCGAGACAGGAUCCAGCUUGUUUUGUAUGCAGAGUUGGCAGCAAUUGCAGUGCUCUUUACAGCGGUCCUAGUGUAUUUUCCAUCACGCCCCCCAAUGCCUCCCAGUGUGGCCGCGGCGAGCCAGAGACUCAGUUACAGAAGCAGCAUCUGCAGACUUCUCAGUAACUUUCGGUUCCUGAUGGUGGCGCUGGCCUAUGCAGUCCCCACGGGAGUGAUUGCAGGCUGGACAGGAGUCCUUGACAUGGUCCUUACUCCAGCUAAAGUCAGUCAGGUGGAUGCAGGUUGGAUUGGCUUCUGGUCGACUGUGGGCGGGUGUGUGUUCGGAGUGGCAAUGGCCAGGUUUGCAGACUCUAUCCGAGGGAUGUUGAAGCUGAUCUUGGUGCUGAUGUUAGCAGGAGCCUCACUGUCCUCUACCUGGUUCACACUCACCUGUCUGAGCAGAUAUACUCACCUCCCGUCCACUGCAGCCAUCCUGUACACUUCCUGCAUCCUGGUGGGCAUUUUUAUCAACAGCAGCGUGCCGAUAUUCUUCGAACUCUUCAUUGAGACGGUGUACCCAGUCCCUGAAGGCAUCACCUGUGGAGUGGUCACUUUCCUGGGGAACCUGGUCACUGGCCUGCUCCUCUUCUUCCUCACCUUUUACUGUACAGAGCUGUCGUGGCUCAACUGGUGUCUAACGGGCUCCUGCGUCUUCAGCCUCGUCCUCGUCCUCUUCUUCAGGGAGUCGUACGACCGCCUCUACUUGGACGUCUUCGUCGCCGUGUGACGUCGCAAGGGGGACAAUAACAAGACGACAAAAGGGACUGAAUAAUUACUCUUUGCACAAAGGAAAGGAGAAAAGGGAGGUGAAGGGAAAGUGGACACUCUUUUAUGAUUUUAGGAUGUAAAUAUAUUUCGUGGACGGUGGUGAUGGAUUGCUGUUGUAGAACCACAAAGUGAUUCCACAUCAGUGUUUCCUAUUUAAAUGUGUUCAAUUCAAUGCGAUGUGACUGUCUAACACGUUAUUACCUGUUUUUAUAUGUCAGCCUGUGUUUUUAUGUGAACAAAUGUUUUUAUUUGAACCAGGCGUGACAGACUGUUUACAGAUAAUGGAAUAUUUAAAGUUGCUCUCAGUGUCGCCGGCUGCUCCGCUCGCCAUCGUCCCUGAUCGUCUUUAAAAUAAACUGGACAGUGUCUCAAAGCUCACGAGCCGGACGUCACUGACUCCAGGUCAGCGUCAGGCGUCGUCAAUGGCACGAGGAAUCGAAGGGCGGUAGCAAGAGAGAGCUUCAUCAGCCAAUCAGCAGGCCUGGCUGUGCUGAGUGGAAAUCAACGUGGGACCUCCGGGUGUUUUAGAGCUGCUACAGACGGACCCGACGCUGUUCAGCAACACGUGAGACUUCUUGUCACUGAGAGACAGGUAUUUAUGUUCUCAUUACCUUCUCAAGACAAAUAUGCAAAACUGGGCCGAGAUCGAUGAUUGGAUGACGGCUACCGACGUGGUCUGGGAUUUCACAAGCCUGCGCUUUUUUGCUACCGAUGAAUCGUCCACGUGGAAGUCAUCUGAACUGUUACAUCGUCACAUUUCAGAUUGUUUUUGAAUAAUUUAUUGUCAUUUGUGUCCAUUUCUGGGAGAAUUGCUUUUUAAUCAAAAGGAAUAAUGUUAAUUUGUUUUCUAAAGUUUGUAAUCAUUGGUUCUCCUCAGCAGUCUGCCAGUAUUUAUUGGAAACGUCUCAACACUAACAACAUUAACACUCAGCUGCGUAGAAAAUGGUUGUGAAAUCGACAAGGAUGCGACACACUGAGGGAGAUUGUUUGUUAUUACAGUCAUGAGGAUUAUAUGAUAUUGUUUUGUAAUUGCCAAGCUGCUCCUCCUCCAAAGCACCAGCAGGUGUCUCUGCGCCUACUGAGAGUUCACUGACAGAAACCCCUGAGGGAAAGAAAAAGAGGAGAGGAAGUUGCCAUUUUCAUGGAUUCCUUGACUGAUAAAACAGGAGCUGUGAAAGAAAGCAGCUCCGAGUCGAGAGGGAAAUAACCACAAAGAAACACAUGAAGACAAAUGGAAAACAUCUGUCGCUCACAGACAAACUUUCUCUCUGACUUGUCCAUGACUUCACUUUGUGUCUCUGUCUAGAAGACGUGUUUUAAUGUGAUCUCCUGUGGGUUAUAAGGAAACUCUGUACCGUGUUUCCUGGUGCUUGGUGUAUUUUUUAUUUUUUACUCUCCCUGUACAGAAGAAGUUUGUCUUUUUACCUCUUUGACGUGUUGCCUUAAUUGCCCGGUGCAGUGCGUUCCGUGUCCCUCUCAUCCACACUGUGACUAUUAUGUCUGUAUAUAGAGUUAAAGGUCAUGUUCUUCUGUUCACUCUGCUGUUUCCUGGGCUCUGGGUUAUAAAUGUCCUUGUUCAGUGGAAAGGAAAAGAACAAAUGUGACUAGAAUAUUUCCAGCACCUUAUUAAAAUGAACAUUUUAUGAA
This is a messenger RNA of Paralichthys olivaceus (Japanese flounder), 3148 nucleotides long. RefSeq names its product solute carrier family 49 member 4 (gene slc49a4). The record is from RefSeq and is a predicted model, not a curated record. Gene Ontology annotation, molecular function: transmembrane transporter activity. Gene Ontology annotation, biological process: transmembrane transport. Gene Ontology annotation, cellular component: intracellular membrane-bounded organelle; membrane. NCBI's taxonomy places the organism in Eukaryota, Metazoa, Chordata, Actinopteri, Pleuronectiformes, Paralichthyidae.